Capsella rubella is the source of this 2291-nucleotide messenger RNA. RefSeq names its product probable inactive ATP-dependent zinc metalloprotease FTSHI 3, chloroplastic. Bases 242 to 2101 code for a protein of 619 amino acids. The record is from RefSeq and is a predicted model, not a curated record. Gene Ontology annotation, molecular function: zinc ion binding; ATP hydrolysis activity; metalloendopeptidase activity. Lineage: Eukaryota; Viridiplantae; Streptophyta; Magnoliopsida; Brassicales; Brassicaceae. Gene Ontology annotation, cellular component: membrane; chloroplast thylakoid. The transcript has 4 exons. Gene Ontology annotation, biological process: proteolysis.
UUUUUUUUUGUCAACGAAAAAGGAAAGACAGAGUCAAAAUUAGAGCUUUGGCAAACUCUUAUCCUUACAAUUGAGAACCGAAUCAUCCAUCAGCGCUUGAAGACGAAAGCUUUUCCAGUUCCCUCCAUCUUUUUACGAGCAUGACCCUUUCGUCUACGCUUCUUUUGUAAAUUCAUAGGAUUUUUUUUUUUCUUGGCGAAAUAUGAACAACGCAUGAUUGGUAUUCUAGGAAAGAUCGUCCAUGGCUACUUUCAAUGUUCUUUGUAGCAAUAGGUUUCUGUUCAAAGGGGCUAAUUCUCCGGAGAAUUCUAGCAGAAAGGUGUUUUCCAGGAGUAGUGAGUUUAAUGUUUGUGUCGCUAGAGCGAGGAACCAAACGUUUAGUUGCAGGAGGCUCGGUGGGUUUCUUGAAAUUGGUGAUUCCAGAUUAGGGGUUAGAUUUCAUGGCGAUACUCGAAAUAAGUUUUCUUGUAAUAGUGAGAUUAAGCGACUUUUGAGUGGUGAUUACGGAGAUAAUAAGGAGUCUCGUAUUGGUGAAGAUGGUAGAAGCAAAAGGAAGAGAAGAAGAUUUUCCCUUAGGCUUCGACCUAGAUUACGAUUGGUGACCAUGAGACUUGGGAGAUUCGAUUUCAGAGCAUCAAUUGAGGAAUUUCGAUUCUUUUUAAAAAAGAAUUUCAAAAGAGUGGUUUUAUCAACUGGUGUAGCUGUAAUCUUUGGACUGUGUUAUUUGUUCUUGAGGUUGACCGCUGUUCCGUCUCCAUCCAUUGUUCCUUACUCAGAUUUCGUUACCAAUCUUCGAGGCGGUUCCGUUUCAAAGGUUUUGCUCGAAGAAGGUUCUCGUCGAAUCUAUUACAAUACUAAUGAGGUUGUUGAAGAUGAUCAAACUUUAGAAGAACCGGCACUACAAACUGAUGGCAGCACAGCGGAAACUGUGACCGAAGCUGUUACGAAAGAUGUUACUCCGCGGAAGGUUCGAGCUUUGCCUCCUGUGUGGAAGUAUAUGACAAGAAAAGUCGAUCAUGAUGAGAAGUUUCUUCUUGGUUUAAUGAGGGAGAAAGGCAUUACUUAUAGCUCAGCUCCUCAAUCUGCAUUGAUGUCAAUGAGAACCACUUUGAUAACAAUCAUCUCUCUGUGGAUUCCUUUAACACCUCUUAUGUGGCUUCUUUACCGGCAACUCUCAGCAUCUAACAGCCCUGCGAAAAAACGACGGUCUAAAAAUCCCACGGUUGGAUUUGAUGAUGUUGAGGGUGUUGAUUCUGCUAAAGACGAGCUUGUGGAGAUAGUGUCAUGUCUUCAAGGAAGUAUAAACUACAAAAAACUAGGAGCACGAUUACCUAGAGGUGUGCUUUUGGUCGGUCCACCAGGGACCGGUAAGACCUUGUUAGCCCGGGCUGUCGCUGGAGAGGCUGGAGUUCCAUUUUUCUCGGUUUCCGCUAGUGAAUUCGUUGAAUUGUUUGUUGGAAGAGGUGCAGCGCGGAUCAGAGAUCUUUUCAAUGCUGCCAGGAAAAACUCACCUUCCAUAAUAUUUAUUGAUGAGCUUGAUGCGGUCGGAGGAAAACGGGGUAGGAGUUUCAACGAUGAACGUGACCAGACACUAAACCAGUUGCUUACUGAGAUGGAUGGAUUCGAGUCAGAGACGAAAAUCAUUGUAAUUGCAGCAACUAACCGACCAGAAGCAUUAGACCCGGCUCUUUGUCGGCCUGGAAGGUUCUCUAGAAAAGUUGUGGUUGCAGAACCAGACCAAGAAGGCCGUAGGAAAAUCUUGGCCGUACAUCUGAGAGACAUCCCUCUAGAAGAAGAUGCGUUCCUCAUAUGUGAUUUGGUUGCUUCUCUAACUCCUGGAUUUGUAGGUGCUGAUCUGGCCAAUAUUGUCAAUGAAGCUGCAUUGCUCGCUGCUCGUAGAGGCGGGGAAACGGUGGCACGGGAAGAUAUAAUGGAAGCGAUAGAGAGAGCAAAGUUUGGGAUAAAUGAUAAGGAAGUGAGGUCAAAGACAUUAGGAAAUGAGCUGAGCAAGCUGUUCCCAUGGAUGCCAUCUUUGGCUAGAAGGAACGGACCAGAUCAAGACGGUUUACAAGGACCGUUAGGUUAUCAAAGUCUCAGCUAGACCAAACUAAUAAGACAACUCGGUUUAUCCGUUGAUACGACUGUAUCUGCAAAUUUUGGAAAUGUACGUUUCUUCUGCUGUAUUGUAUCAGAUCUCUGUUUACAAUGUAAGUCAAUUGCUUUAAUUCCCUUUUUCCGGCAAUUAUAGUUUACAAAUAAACCCAAUUUGACAAUAUACAAAUAUUUGAUCA